AGUUUUACGGAAUGCGCAUAGAAUUUUUUAAUUAUUUACCAGAUUUUACAGAUGAAUUUCCAUAAUUUUAUGUAAAAUAUGAAGAAAAAUCGGAAAAUUCUCUAGAAAAAUGUCAAAUCGGCUUUAUAUUCUCCUUGCUGUAGUCCUUUUCCUAGCAACAUUCGGUUCAACCGGUCUAAUCGUUCUUCCAGCCAGUAUCCUCUGUUUCGUAGCGGGAUUUCUCUACAUUUUCUAUCAAACGGGACACGAAAAACAUGACGAAAUCGCUGGAAUUUUAUCCGAAAAUCUGCAAAAAGGAAAAUUAUCUGCGGGAAUUGAGGCUCUGCUGAAAAAUGGAAAACGACUCAAAGAGCAAAAUCAAUAUGUGGAGGUGCAUUCAAUGUGCAAUUCACCGCAAUUAGAUUUGGUUUUAGAACAAAUUCUCGGCAAUAUAACACGGGAUUACGUCGGCUUUUGGUAUAAAACACUUUCAAAUGAUAAUAUUUUUGAACAAAGCUUAAAGAGAACCUCCCGAAGAUCAAUUGCCUCAUUGACACAAUGUCUCCGCCAGGUUGAUUGGGUUCCAUUGCUCACGCGUGACGUUGUCGACGAUUUUGCUUCUCAUUUACGGCUUUUCCGGAAAGCUAAGGAAAGAACUGCAUUUCAAGCGAAGGAAAAAGAUAAAACAUUAUCCCCUGAAGAUUUGGAAGCGGAAUUGCUCAGCAAUUUCUUUGAUUUUGAGCUGGAAAUGGAAAAAUCGUUGUGUAGAGAUCUUCUUUCAACUACACCGCAUUAUGAAAAUGCCUAUCUUCAUGAUCUUGUCGAUAUAAUUCUCUAUUUAAUAAUGCCACCGGAAGAUUUUAGAUGUCGGCCGCUGAGAUUCUUGCUUCGAGAAGUUGUUGUAAGAAAAGUGAUUCUGCCUACUCUGGACUACCUCUCCGAUCCAAAUGAAAUAUUUCAAUUAAUCGUUUGGCUUCUCAGUGAAGUGGAACCAAAACCCGAUGAUUUUGUGGCGUGUCUCACGAGUUCAACAUCCAUCGAAGAGCUGGAAGCCGUGUUCCGAGCGAUUGCUGACGAAAAAAUUGUAAUGAGAGGGAAGGAUUCCGGUGGAGAACAGGAUACUUUCGUUAAACAACAACUAGCCAGUCUACAAUUCGUCGAAAAUCUAGUUCAGCGGCGAAUCGACUUCUUGGGAUCCAAAGAUUCCGCGUUGCUCACGAAAUUUGGCGAAGAUGGAGAUCAACUUGUACAGCUUCCACUUCACGUUAUUCUCACGAAUUCUAUUGCUCUGUCACAGUUCUGCGAAUUUCUCAAAUCAGCUGGCGGUCAAAAUUAUAUUGAUCUUUAUUUAGCCAUUGAGGGCUUCAAAGUUUCCGUUGAACACCAAAUGCGUUCACUUUCAAAAGGAGAACUCAGUGAAUCAGAUGCAUAUGAGACGGUGAAAGAAGCUGCGAAGUAUAUGUAUGAUCAAUAUUUAUCAGAAGAGGCAAUAACUCGAGUUCCUCUAGAAGAUGCUCUAAUUUCGAGAUUUCUUCAAAGUCUUAAAAACGACGAACCUCAUGAUCUCUGGUUUGAAUCGAUUCAGGAAAAAGUGAUAGAAGUGUUGAAAACUGACGAUCAUUUCUUCCCGGCAUUCAAAAAAUCGGCGGGCUAUGUGAAAAUGUUGUUGGAAUUGGAAAUUAUUGAUGAGGACCGAAACGAUCCAACUCUAUCAGAAUGUGAUUCAGUAACAUCAUUCUCAUCAUCCCAGGAUCGUUCGGAAGAUUGCGAAUCUGCACUAAGAAAAAUGUCGAUAGAAGUAGUAGACGGACCACUGGAAGACGAGCCUGUAAUGACUGCAACAGUUGAGACACUUGGAAUAGGUCAUCAAGGAAAACAGACAUAUGCUCUUUAUAAUGUACGAGUCAGUCGAUGUGUGAAUGGACGAGAAGUUAGCAGUUGGAAUGUUAUUCGAAGAUAUUCAGAUUUUCAUACUUUACAUCAAGUUCUUGUGCAAAAGUUCCCAAAGCUGUCAACUCUCUCGUUUCCCGGCAAAAAAACGUUCAACAAUUUGGAUAAUGAAUUCCUGGAAAAACGAACAAAAGCACUGAAUAUGUAUCUAUCAUGUAUUCUACAACCACAUCUUCUUCGCAAUUACCCAGAAAUGGAUCGUCACGUUUUCGACUUUUUAUCGCAGAAAAAAUACGCAAAUUCGAAUCCGUUGACGAAAAAAUUCAUGUCAGCCAUGUUUGAUCCGAUUCGAAAUGGUGUUAAAGCUGUCGGAACGACUGUUAUGGCUGUUCCAGAUCAAGUUUUUGAAGGUGUCACCAAGAUGGGUGUUGGGAUUAAUAAUGCCGCCAAAAUUAUUAUUAAUCCUAGCAGUAGUAGCACAGUAAAUCGACCGCCCGUAAUGGAAACCGAUAGAGUUGCUGCUUCAUUAACGGAUACGGAAUCCGAGAAUAUCCCGCUCCGAGUUCUGGUUCUCGUCGUCAGUGAAGUAUUUGGAGCUCAAGGAAGUGCUUGGUUCCGGCGUCAAUUGGUUACUGUAAUAAAACAUAUUGUAACUCCAUUUGGAACAUCGAUUAACAAACGAAUUGUGGAUAUUGUUAAUUGGUUGACUAGUGAACAACAAGUUGGAGGAUAUUUGAAUUCUUUUAGAGAAUCAAUGUGGCCAAAUGGUGAACUAGCAGCCGAAUAUGUCGAAAAACCACCGGAGCUUCACCACAAAACCCGUCUACUCGCGAAAACUCUGAUGCUUUCAUCACUUCCCGACGAGCUACGGAUUAUACUUGGCGCUAAUGUUAGCUAUAAGGGAAUCAACACGAUAUCGGAAGCAUUUCAGAAUAAAAAUCUGAAUCGUCGUCUUUUGUAUGUACUACUGGAACGAACUCUGAUAAAAGUUUUCCCAUCGAAUCGAUUCGAGAAAAUAUUCGCCCAACUUCACUCGAAAUCUCCGAGAACCAAAAAAAUGUGAUCGCAAUUUCUUUGCGAAGUGUGUGGUUUAGUCGAAUUCGAAAAAAUAUAAUUUUUUUAGUUACAGUCGUGUUAGGAUUUAAAAAAAAGUUAGAGAUUGAAAAAAAUUGAAAAAAAAACAAAAAGAAAAACCAUUUUUUUGAAAAAUAAAUAAAAAAUCUGAAAUUUCGAAUUUUACAAAAAAAUAUAUCAAAAACCAAGAAAUUUUGGUUUUUUAAUUAAAAAAAAACUCAAUAUAUAAUUUGUUUAAACGAUUUUUAAAUUUUUGGCGAUAUUUUGGAAUAUUUUUCGAUUUAAAAUCGACAUUUUUUUGUUGUUUUAAAUCGAAAAUAGCAAUUUCGGCUUAAACAAUUAAAAAAUUUUUUUGGAGAUUAAAAAUCGAAAAACGAUAAAUUUUUGAAUUUUGGAUUUUUUAAAUUUUUUUGAAUUCAUUUUUUAAAGUUUUUCUUUGAAAAUCUUACAUUUCCAAUUUUUUUGACGAUAUUUGAAAAAAAAACUCCACAAUUUUCUAUUUUUUAGAAAAAAAAAUUACGGGUUUUAGACGAAAACCAAAAAAAAAGGUUUUUAGAAAAAAUUGAAAUUUCGAAUUUUAUUGAGAUAAAUAUAUUUUAAAAAAACCAAAAAAAACUUGAACUUUCUGUUUUUUUAUGAAUAGAAAAAAAUUUUAAAUUCAAUAUUUCGAUUUUUAGAAUAAAAAUAUUUUGAAGAUUUUAGAGAAACGAAAAUUUCCGAUUUUUCGAAACAAGAUUUUUUAACAUAAAAUUUCGAUUUGAUUAGUUCCUACCACGGCUGUAAACUUUAUCACCGAGAUUUUUCAAAUUUCCACUGAACACUUUGGUUGUGAUAGUUCAAAUUCUUUAUAAAUCCCCUGCUUUUGCAUUUGUAUAAUAUCACAUUUAUUAAUUCCUAUAUUGCACAUUCUUUUUGCCAUUCCCCCCCCCAUUAUUUUCCGGUUUAAUUGUAUUUAUUUCUUUGUGCCAAUAAUUUAUUUUGAUGAAUUUGUAUUAAAUAUAAUACAUUCUAAUUUUA
This is a messenger RNA of Caenorhabditis elegans, 3960 nucleotides long. RefSeq names its product Sorting nexin-13 (gene snx-13). Gene Ontology annotation, cellular component: organelle. Lineage: Eukaryota; Metazoa; Nematoda; Chromadorea; Rhabditida; Rhabditidae. Bases 110 to 2932 code for a protein of 940 amino acids. The transcript is spliced from 14 exons. The record is from RefSeq and is marked reviewed. Gene Ontology annotation, molecular function: phosphatidylinositol binding.